CGGAGCAUUAGGACAGGAUGGAAUGAACCUUUGUAGCCCUUUAAAGGAGCCGCAGCCGAGAAGUGAGGGGAUAGCCGGGGAUAGCCGCGGCGAGCCUCUUCCUCUCUGCUGGAUCUGGGAAAGUUUAGUGGACGGGAUGGCGGUGAGGUGGAGGGGCAUCGCUGGAUGAGGAGCCCCCCUUCCCCCGGAGCAUCUGGACACAAAGUUACCGCCGAGGUCUGGAUACAAAAAGUUGCGGCGCGGAUUCCGGCUACAAAGUCGCAGCGGCAGCGACGAGCUGAAAUGUGAUCUGUCACCUGGGAAAGUCGCAGCCGACACUUGCGCUCUCUAUGCGUUAUUUAACCCUGUAAUCUCCGGCUGCUGCUGAGCUCUAUGGCCAAAGUGAUCCAGAAGAAGAACCACUGGACGGGCCGGGUGCACCAGUGCACGGUGAGCCGGGGCCCCGGGGGGGCGCUGCUGCUGCCGCCGCUGCUGGGGGGCGCCGAGCAUGGAGAGUUCCUCUAUCUGGGGGAGGUGGAGGACCCCCUCAUCUCCUGCUCUGGAGGUCUGCAGGGAGGGGAGCUGCUGCUGGAGGUGGCCGGGGUCCCGGUGUCAGGACUGCCCAGGUACGACCUGCUGGAGCUGGUGAGGAGCUGCGGGGAGCCCGUCCCCAUCACAGCUGUCAGGCAAGGAAGUCGUCUGAACAAGGACCUGAGGCAUUAUCUAAACCAGAGGUUCCAGAAAGCAUCCCCCGAUCAUGAACUGCAGCAAAUAAUCCGAGAUAAUCUUUAUCGCCAUGCCGUGCCUUGCACAACACGCCCACCUAGAGAAGGAGAAGUCCCUGGUGUGGACUACAGAUUUCUGACUAUACAGGAGUUUUUGGCACUGGAACAGAGUGGAACGCUACUUGAAGUUGGGACAUAUGAAGGUAACUAUUAUGGGACACCGAAACCUCCGAUCCAGCCCGUUGAUGGGAAAGUGACUUCCGGUGAUGCAUUGCAAAACCCGUUCUCCGGCGCUAAGCACUCGACCCCUAAACGGACAAAGUCUUACAAUGAUAUGCAAAAUGCUGGCAUAGUGCAUACCGAAAACUACGAAUAUGAGGAUGAGGCCCCUGAAAUGAACAGUAGUUUUACAGCAGACUCUAGUGAACAAGACGAAAAUACAGCCAACAAUCCACAAGAGCCAGCCGCACCACUUGCUCGGAUCCUUCCUAGUUUUCCCACCAUCACGGAAGCUUCUCAGAAGUUGCCUCAAUACCUACCUCCUACUGACGAGGAAAGCCUUGGACUGCUGCCUGAAAACUGGGAGAUGGCCUACACAGAGAAUGGAGAAGUCUAUUUCAUAGACCACAACACUAAAACGACUUCUUGGUUAGACCCACGGUGCCUGAACAAACAGCAGAAGCCUCUUGAAGAAUGUGAAGAUGAUGAAGAAGGGGUCCACACCGAGGAACUGGACAGUGAACUAGAAUUACCUGCAGGUUGGGAGAAGAUUGAAGAUCCCGUCUAUGGCGUCUACUAUGUAGAUCACAUAAACAGGAAAACGCAGUAUGAAAAUCCUGUCCUUGAAGCCAAACGCAAGAAGCAGCUUGGACAGCAGCAGACAGAAGCAACAGAGUGGCCAGGAGACCUCCCACCUCUUGCACCUCCACCCCCUAUUAAUCUUCUUCCCAACAACAUCACACCAAAAAAGAAGGAAACGGCAAGAGACCCUUCCAACCAUGUUAAACCAUUCUUCACCAGAAACCCUUCUGAAUUGAAAGGAAAAUUUAUUAACACAAAACUGAGGAAAAGCACCCGAGGUUUUGGUUUCACUGUGGUCGGUGGAGAUGAACCGGAUGAGUUUCUGCAGAUAAAGAGCUUGGUUCUUGACGGCCCCGCUGCUCUGGAUGGCAAGAUGGAAACCGGUGAUGUUAUUGUCAGUGUAAAUGAGACCUGUGUACUCGGAUAUACCCACGCUCAAGUUGUGAAGAUCUUCCAGUCUAUACCCAUUGGUGAAUGUGUUGACCUUGAACUUUGCAGAGGGUAUCCACUUCCAUUCGACCCUGAUGAUCCCAACACAAGUCUGGUGACAUCGGUGGCCAUAUUGGAUAAAGACCCUAUCAUUGUCAAUGGACAAGAAACAUAUGACUCGCCAUCCAGCAACAGCAGUAAAACUAGAAAAGUCAAUAACUUGAAGGAGCCAAGGCCAAGCAGCCCUGCAGACGUAACUUCGAAUGGUUCCCAUGGUUACCCUAAUGACACUGUCUCUUUGGCUUCCUCUAUAGCAACGCAACCUGAACUCAUUACAGUGCAUAUAGUCAAAGGGCCAAUGGGCUUUGGCUUCACUAUAGCAGAUAGUCCUGGCGGUGGUGGCCAGAGGGUGAAACAGAUUGUAGACAGCCCUCGUUGCCGUGGCCUCAAAGAAGGAGAUCUCAUUGUGGAAGUAAAUAAGAAGAAUGUGCAGACUCUUACACAUAAUCAAGUUGUGGAUUUACUGAUCGAAUGUCCAAAGGGGAGUGAAGUUACUUUGUUGGUGCAGAGAGGAGGACUGCCGGUCCCAAAGAAGAGCCCAAAGUCGCAACCACAACUUGAAAGGAAAGACAGCCAAAACAGUUCCCAGCACAGUGUAUCCAGUCAUCACAGUGGGCACACAGCCUCACCCCUUCGUGGUGCCCCAAUUGUUCCUGACUAUCCAACCAGCGAGGCACCAUCUGUGGACCAAGGUGACGGCUUAGGACAGAAAAAGCCUGAUCCAUUUAAAAUCUGGGCCCAGUCCAGGAGCAUGUAUGAAAGUAGACUUCCAGAUUUUCAAGAGCAUGAUAUCUUUUUAUGGAGGAAAGAGACUGGCUUUGGCUUCAGAAUUCUUGGAGGAAAUGAGCCAGGGGAACCAAUCUUCAUAGGUCAUAUUGUGCCUCUGGGAUCGGCGGAUGCAGAUGGCCGCCUGAGGUCCGGAGAUGAACUUAUAUGUGUGGAUGGAACAGCUGUGGUUGGAAAGUCACAUCAACUUGUAGUUCAGUUAAUGCAGCAAGCAGCCAAACAAGGUCACGUCAAUUUAACCAUUAGGCGCAAAGUUGUUUAUCCAGUCCCCAAAACAGAAAAUGAUGUCCCUGCUUCACCAGCAUCUUCCCACCAUAGCAGUACCCAACCCGCCUCUUUAACAGAGGAAAAACGCACACCGCAAGGCAGCCAAAACUCGCUAAAUACAGUCAGCUCGGGCAGUGGCUCCACCAGUGGAAUCGGCAGUGGUGGAGGCGGCGGCGGCGGCAGUGGAUUAGUCAGCACAGUGAUUCAGCCAUAUGAUGUAGAAAUUCGUCGUGGUGAAAAUGAAGGCUUUGGAUUUGUCAUUGUUUCCUCUGUCAGCAGGCCAGAAGCUGGAACUACAUUUGCUGGAAAUGCAUGUGUGGCCAUGCCUCAUAAAAUAGGUCGGAUAAUAGAGGGAAGCCCAGCUGACCGAUGCGGCAAGCUCAAAGUGGGAGACCGGAUACUGGCCGUUAAUGGAUGUUCCAUCACCAACAAGUCGCAUUCGGACAUUGUCAACUUAAUCAAAGAAGCGGGAAACACUGUUACUCUACGCAUCAUUCCUGGGGAUGAAUCCUCUAAUGCUUCGUUAUUGACCAACGCCGAAAAAAUCGCCACCAUUACGACCACGCACACGCCUCAGACGGUGGCCCAGGAAACAAUGAACAAUGCAAAACCAAAGCAAGAGCCGCCAUAUGAAUUUAAACCUCCACCCACUACACAGUCUGAUCAAGAAUUGUACGCAGUAGAACUCGAUAGAGGAGCUAAAGGAUUUGGGUUCAGCCUACGAGGAGGCCGGGAGUAUAACAUGGACCUUUACGUUCUGCGUCUUGCAGAGGAUGGACCAGCGGAGCGGUGUGGGAAGAUGAGGGUUGGUGAUGAAAUUCUGGAAAUCAAUGGGGAGAGCACAAAGAACAUGAAGCAUGCUCGGGCAAUUGAACUAAUAAAAAAUGGCGGCCGACGAGUGCGUCUGAGUCUGAAACGUGGGGACGGUUCAGUGCCAGAAUAUGAACCCAGCAGUGACAGGAACAGCCCCACAGCCAGCUCACAAAAUCUUUCGAAAAUGAACACACUAUCAUCUGAAAGACAUCUCAUGCCAUUGGAGUUCAAUUACCCACAAAAUACUCACAAAUCAUUACAACAUGGGGAAAAACGGACUUACGUGAAAGACCCUAAAGGCAACAGGGACUACAGACAACGCAAUGACCAUCACACUUGGAAUGGGUCCUCUAAAAAUUAUUUUCUACAAAGUAACCGCAGAGACAAGUCCCCUGAGACAAGACAUCCAAGACCAGGGGGAAAAAUGGUGGUUAAUGGACAGAAAAACAUGUCUCCCGAGAAAAGAACUGAAGGAACAAGGAGCAAUGAAAAUACUUUAGAAAGAAAAGAGAGAGAGAGGUAUGAACGAAGGAGAGAUGAUUCUCCUCGAAGAACAAGAGAAAGGUCACCUGUACGAAAGAGGGAUGGGUCACCUAGCCGAAGAAGAAAGUCACUGGAUCGAUUUAUGGAUACAAGAAGAUCACCUGAUCGAAGAAGAGAGAGUUCUCCUGACAGGAGAAGGGCAAAGUCAUCUGACAGAAGAAGGGAAAGAUCUCCUGAUAGAAGAAGAGACCGCUCACCUGAGAGGAGAAAGGAGAAGUCCCCAGAGAGAAGGAGCCGAGAUCAAAAAUCUGGCAACAAAGAUCGUGAUGAUAACAGUCUGAAAUAUGACACGAUGAGAAGUUCUAAACAUUCCUCAACACAGCGGAGGAGAGCCUAUAAGGAAUGUAGCACAGAUCUCAGUAUCUGAUACAUCUGAUGUCACAUUCUGUUAUCUAAGGAGGCUUUGAGAACAAAAAAUUCUUAAUAGUGUCUUACUGAUACACCCAACACCUAACGAUCCUAAAGUUCCAUGAAAUGUUUUAUGCAGAUGAAACCUUACUACAGAGUGAUGUGCCUGAUGUAUAUUAAAGAAAGUAUUUUUGAUGUAUCUUUUUUUAAUUUAUUUGCCAAAUGUAAACCCCUAAGGGAUAUAACAUGUUCUUCAAGAAGCUAUUUUAUUGACAAUGUUCAUUUAUGGACUUUUAUUUCCAGAGAUUUCUUCUGUGGAACAUGUUCAUGGCACUGGAAAGCAAACCACAAUUUUUAUUUUUUUCUUGGUUUUUAUUUUGGGUUGUUUUUUGGCCAGGCUUUAUUAACGCGUACAUAUUUUCGACUGUUAAUUAGUUACUUGCAAUUGAUUGAAUUAUGAUUAAUUGAACUAUGAAUUAUGGUUACAUUGGCCGAUGGUGGGAGCUAUUAAAAUGUAGAAGACUUGAUCGAAAAGCAGGGAGGCAACUAAGAGAAGAUACCCGAGACUACUAUUGCAAUGAGGGACGUAUACAAGCACACUUCACUCAAGGAUACUUAUAUCGCUGUUUUUGGUUUGUUAGGUGGACCUGUAGUGCUCGGGAUAUCAUUCCCAAAAGACACCUGCUAAAAACGACUUGCCAUAGAACAUAGCAUAUAAAUACAUGGCUGUAGGGUCUAUUAUCAGCCAAUAGUCCAUUGUGCUACAGCUCCUGUCCUUACAUAUAAUUUGUUCUUAUGUUUUUGCGUUUUUUUUUAUGUACAGUGGAGAUCUAUGGUGUUCCGAUGGAAAUGAUGAGGUAUACAGUUCACAAUGCAUGGUCUAAAAAUCAAAUUUUUCUUUUUCAUUGUAAGUCUUCUACAGCAGCUGUUAUCACGUCUGCUGUGUAUCCAUGGUCCAAGACAAUAUUGCGUUACUGCCUAGCUGAGCCGAAAUGUCUGCCAUCGCUCUGAAUCUGCUGCUUUUACAGUGCAUUUGUGUAAAAAACAAAAAACAAACAUAUUUUCAUAAGGACACGAAUGAGCAUUGCAAGUCUAUCACUGUUGUUGCUAUGGUACUGUACAAAAAAACGGCCAAUCAUUGUGUGUACAGAGUUGAAAUUGUAAUUAUUCAAGCUUGUUAAAAUGACAAAAUGACUUUUUUCUGUGUAAAAAAGAUACUUUAUGACGAAAAAAAAAUAAUCAUGCAAGGAAUGUGAUAAGUGUUUAUAUUUCUGAGAAUGGAGAAAAAAUUAUGAAUCGGGGAUAUAUUUUAAUGUAAACUGAAUCAGGUAUGUAAAGGUGUAUUUUCUUUUUUUCGAAAUCAGAAUCCAUACCAGUAAUUUGGAAGAUUUCUUUUUUUUUUUUUCCCAUUUUUGAGACCAGGACUUGGUUACAGCAUUGUGGACCUCCAUGAUAAAGCACUUGUAUACACUCUUCAAUCAUCAUAUCUUGUACCUGAUCCAUGGCGUUCUUCUAUAUCUUGAUGAAAAGAGGUUUGUGGGCCAAUCUUUGUUUCAAUACUAUGCAUAGAUCGAUUCAACACUGUCCAUACCAUUGCUUUAUUUAACGUUUGGGAGUUGAUACAUGACAUUGAUUUGAUUGAAGCUGAUUGUGGACUUUGCCAGUACAGGCUUCCUUACCUGGGACAGAACACAAUGUAUGUAGCUAGACAAGCAAGUCUGUGAAUGCUAUUUUUAUUAUAAAUAAAGUUUUCAAUACAAAAUUA
Bufo gargarizans (Asiatic toad) is the source of this 6516-nucleotide messenger RNA. It is a transcript of the gene MAGI1, whose product is annotated as membrane associated guanylate kinase, WW and PDZ domain containing 1. The record is from RefSeq and is a predicted model, not a curated record. The transcript is spliced from 23 exons. Lineage: Eukaryota; Metazoa; Chordata; Amphibia; Anura; Bufonidae. Gene Ontology annotation, cellular component: cytoplasm. The coding region runs from base 373 to 4770 and encodes 1465 amino acids. Gene Ontology annotation, molecular function: protein binding. Gene Ontology annotation, biological process: signal transduction.